Leptinotarsa decemlineata (Colorado potato beetle) is the source of this 907-nucleotide messenger RNA. RefSeq names its product vacuolar protein sorting-associated protein light (gene lt). The record is from RefSeq and is a predicted model, not a curated record. Gene Ontology annotation, molecular function: protein binding. NCBI's taxonomy places the organism in Eukaryota, Metazoa, Arthropoda, Insecta, Coleoptera, Chrysomelidae. Gene Ontology annotation, cellular component: HOPS complex; late endosome. Gene Ontology annotation, biological process: protein targeting to vacuole; vesicle-mediated transport; endosomal vesicle fusion.
AUACGAUGAUGCUCUGGACAUCCUCGUGCAAAACGGCACCCGCGGAAUUCUGAGACACACUAUGCAGUCGGUCGGGGUUGACUAUCUUGACCAUUUGAUUGCAAGAGGCUCGUACGACGCUGCCGGAAGGAUAGGCCUCAAAAUAUUUGGAAAGAAUCCCGCCCUGUGGGAGGACCAGAUCUACAAGUUUGCAAGUAUCCAUCAUUUGAGGUCGGUCAGUCCUUACAUUCCCUGCACUCCAGAAUCCAAACUGAACCCUCACAUUUACGAAAUGAUUUUCUACGAAUACCUUAAACUGGAUUCAAAAGGCUUUUUGAAUCUCGUUAAGGAGUGGGAUCCAGGACUGUACAACGUUUGUGCGGUCAUAAACGCAGUUCUGGAGCAUCUUCUCACAUGCGAGAUAGAAAAAAAUGACUACCUCGAAGCUCUCGCGAUCCUGUACAGCUAUGACAAGAAAUACGACAAGAGCUUGUCCAUGUUUCUUAAGCUGAAACACAAAGACGUGUUCACGUUGAUCCAGAAACACAAGCUCCACGGAGUCAUCCUCGACAUGCUCCUCGAUCUGAUGGACUUGGACCAUAAAAAGACUAUAGCAUUGCUCUUGGAGAAGAACUCUAAUGGGAAUUCGAUCACUUCCGAGAGGGUCGUCGAGAGAUUGAAGGGAAACGAAUUGCAUCUCUAUAGAUUUUUAGAUGAGUACGACAAGAAAAACCCUAAAGGAAAAUACCAUAAAGAGCUUGUGAAGCUUUACGCCAUUUUCGCUAGGGAAAAGUUGUUACCUUUUCUAAAAAAGUCUGAUCAUUAUCCCAUUCAAGAAGCGCUGGACAUUUGCCAAAAAGAGAAGUACUAUCCCGAGAUGGUGUAUUUAUUAGGUAAAGUUAAUAAGGUAUAAAGUCGGAGUUUCACC